Priapulus caudatus is the source of this 3609-nucleotide messenger RNA. RefSeq names its product eukaryotic translation initiation factor 4 gamma 2-like. The coding region runs from base 16 to 645 and encodes 209 amino acids. Gene Ontology annotation, molecular function: translation initiation factor binding; translation initiation factor activity; guanyl-nucleotide exchange factor activity. The record is from RefSeq and is a predicted model, not a curated record. NCBI's taxonomy places the organism in Eukaryota, Metazoa, Priapulida, Priapulimorpha, Priapulimorphida, Priapulidae. Gene Ontology annotation, cellular component: eukaryotic translation initiation factor 2B complex. The transcript is spliced from 6 exons.
CAUUGUAUUUGUCUGAUGCCAAUUCUUUAUUUAUCAGAAAUUGAUCAGACCAAGGAGAAACUGAUGAGUGUAUUGGAAGAUAGGAGACUCAGCUUUCUAUACCCAAUGUUGAUGGUCCAGCAGAAGAUGAGCAGAGCAAUUGAGACUGAUCCUAACCCAACAUCCAUCUAUAAGUGGAUCAAGGACAAUGUGAACAGCAAGAUGCACACAACCCCAGUGUUCAUAAACGUUCUAACAACCAGUUUACUUAAGUACAUCACGUCGCUAACAACGCUAGGAGAUGGAGUUGAUCCCCAGCAACCUCCGGAGAAAACAACGCAGGAGCAAGAGAAGGAACUUGUGGACAGGCUAAAGCCUGUGCUUCAACUGAUGAUACAUGAUUACCCGAACUUACAGCUGGUGGCACUGUAUGCACUACAAGUUCACUGCUACCAGAACCAAUUCCCGAAAGGAAUGCUGCUACGCAUGUUCAUGUACUUCUAUGACAUGGAAAUCGUAGAGGAAGAGGUGUUCCUACGAUGGAAGGAGGACAUCACUGAUGUCUAUCCAGGAAAAGGAAAAGGACUAUUCCAGGUUAAUCAGUGGCUGACAUGGUUGGAGGAAGCUGAAGAAGAAGAAGAGGAUGAGGGAAGUGACCCUGAGUGAGGCGGCUGUAGCGUUGCUAUGAUACCGUUUGAAAGAGUCACAAGCAGCUGGCAGUUUUGAUGGUUAGGUAAAAAAUAACAUGCCAGUUGGCAUUGAAAAAAUAGCUAAUGAAAUUUUGUUAAAAGAAAUCAGUUUGGCCUCUGGUGAUACUCACUGAUUUUGAUUAUUGUGUUAAGUUGAUUUUUUUGUUAAAGUUGAUGAAAUAAUUUUAAAAAGUGAGCAUCACCAGGUAUUAAACUGCAGUGAUUAUAGUGGUUAUUGAUAAAAGCUUAUAUGUGUGCAAGGAAGCAAAUGUGGGUAUGUGAAUGUAUCUAUUAAAUAGUGGUUUUGUUUUAAAAAUAAUCUCAUGAUCAUGUUGUGAUGCAGAUUUUAAUAAAUUAUCAAAAGCACGCACUCUGUUUGAAACAGCACCUGUAAUCAUGUUGAUACAUGUAUAGUUCUAGUGAAUGUUAAUCAGACAAUGGCAUGCAAAAACCUCAGGUUUCACAGAUCCGGACAAAUUGUUUUAUUCUCAAUAUCAUGGUUUAAUCAUUGCCGAUCUCUACUUCCCUCGAAUGACCUCUUUAAUUCUGAAUAUGGGAUAACCGUUUGUUUGGCAGAUAUAUGAAGCCUUUUUCUUCUGUGAAUAGUCUGUUAAUUUCAUUGAUUUCUUAUUACUAGAAGGAGGAUGGUAUUUCUCAAUUAGCGACACAAUGAAGCUUUUGUAGAUAGGUGUGUGUGAGAGGGAAGACUAAUGCAUGAUGUAGUGUUAGCAUCUGAUGUUAAGCAUAGCUAAUAACAACACGUACUAUUGGCAUUGUCUUCAACUAUCAGUAUUGUGGCCCUCUGGAAAUUAUUGAUUAGGUUGGCAGGCCGUGGUUUUCUGCUGGCAUGCGUAAACGUAACAUAUCUGUGUAGGGAGGGAUAGCCUGCAGUCGCUGCCGAUAUUGUCUAACCUGUCUGUGCUACACAGUUGUCUCACAAUCUCCACAUCAACUCAUUCUUGUGUCCAAUACGAUAUGCUGCGUUCAUUCUGUGGGAACAGAAUUGACCAAACUGUAGCUAUCGGUUUCUCAUAACUAGGUUUAUAAUGACCAAUGUUAAUGUCAGCUAACAUCAGGUACUUGUAGCAUUUGCGUUUUUUUACCCAACUUGCCUUUGUAAUAUUUAAGGGAAUAGCAGCUUCAGACUCAGUACUUGCAAUAUGUAUCGUGUUUUUAUCAUGUGCACGCUGGGUCUUCAAUUCUCAUGUGUUUGUAUGCUGUGUCUAACAAAUGGUAUCAGUCUAAAGUCACUAAAAUUCAAUCAAAGCUUCACUAUAGGAACUCAAUCUUGAUGUUUAGUAAGUACCAGCUAUUGAUUAGUAGUGACAAUCGUAAGCAUGCGGCCUCCUUCACAUGUAAUCUUUCAGGUGCAGUAUCAGAGGUUCGAGUUAAUUUAGUACAUUUCUGCAUGUCAAAAUUUUUAUUGAACAAUAUAAUCAAACCCUGCAGAAGAAAAUGAAGUCAAAAUUUGUUGGUUGUCCUUACAUAGAGUGACAGUAGUGGUGUGUGUUUGUUUUUGUGUGUGCGUGCACAUGCGUAUCUGUGUAGAGGUUUGUUAAAUUAGUGUAAGACAUAUAUAUUUAGUCUAAUCUUGUAAGAAGUAUUGCACAAUUUCUAGUGUUUGCACUUUGCCCACGUAUUCUUUCUGUAUUUGUGUGGGUGAUUGCUUAGCUCCUUAUUUACAAAACGUGUGGAUGGAAUGUACAUCUUUUUAUACUGUUGUUUGUUCAAGAUACGUUUCAGUGUCACAUGGUGAAUAAUUGCUACUCAUAAUUGCUUGAAUUUGGAUCCACCUAUGGGAAGCACUAGUGAUUAUUGGACAGAACUCGUAUAUUUGGUGUAUAUUCUGUUUACAUGUUUGAUGUGUUUGUGUGCUUGUUGUUGUGCAAUUUUUGCUCAACUGGCUUAAUUUGGCUGUUAAUAAAGUAAAUGUAGGACAAUGGUUUUUAAUGAGAAAACUAUACUUGUUUCGAAUGACUAUCUAAUCUAAAUACAUUGGUCGUUUUUUUUCUUUCAGUGGGAAUUGCAGCAACAAAUUAAUUUGUAUAGUGGGACCCCAAGUAAUUUUUCUCAGUUAGUUUUACAGUUUGUGCGAGCUAAAUAGGAUAUCUGUGUUACGGACAAUUAUGUUAGUUAAUCUAAACUCGUGUCGUGCAGUGCAAGGCAUGAAGCGUGAAAGUGUUGCCUAUAAAUUAUUAUAUUUGACGUCUUGAACAUGGGUAACAAAAGGACCAGUCACAUGGGUUUUAGACCUAUUUUCCUCAAUCAAAGUUGAUAUUUACUGAGUGAAAACAUUGCUGAAACUUGUUUCUAAACCAGUAUCAUUCAUGAUUGUGAAAUUAUUAACGUGAGAUUUUCCCAUUCGUAAGGGCUCUGUAUUCCAAAGGCAGCCAGUAAUAAAGGGAAUUGGUCGUGAUCUGGUUUGAGAUAUUGAUUCAGUUUUAGCAACAAAUGUUCUAAAAAAAAAAUAUUUUAAGUAGCCCAAUAAUUUAUAUACAAGCCAGUUUUUGUUAACACAUAUUUUGGUGUCUUCUAGAAUUGUGUUACAAGAUAUAAAUAUAUUACGUGUAGGCAGACGUCUUUAAUACCGUAUGUUGGUUUCUUGAAGUGUUAUCAUUGAUUUAGUUGCUGCAUUUGUUCAUGUGUUGAAGGUGGACAUUGGUAUCUAAUCAUAUGACAUGUUACGCACUAGCUUUAGACAGCACUGUGGAAAUGCGGCUGCAUAUGACCACCAAUUAGCGUAUUCCACAAUGCCUCGGUCUUGUGUAGGUUUGGGCAAGAUGUAGAAUGUCACUAUGCACAGAACAAAUUGCGCAGUUAUCUUAUAAAUAUAAGGUUACAGGUGUUGUGCUUGCUAAUAAACUCCACGAUGUACUAGUAGCUGUUUUUAAUUUUACCAUGAAUCUUUUUUAAAUAACAUUUCCACUUUCAUGUAGCAUAA